AUGGUACACCUUACGGUGGACGAGGCUGUGGCAGCGCUGUAUCCUGACGACGUUGCCGAUCUCACGAAACUUCUUGAGCUUCCUGAAGAUUUCUCGAGCAGUGAUGCUGAGCUUCCUGAAGAUUUCUCGAGCAGUGAUGCUGAGAUCGAGCAGCGAGCCUCCGCUUCAGGAACGUCUUGCAUACCCCAGCAAGAGCACAGCCCCACUCCCCAACCUCCUGCUCCCCCCUCUCCUUCUACUUCUGCCUCGACAUCAGCAUCAUCUCCUUCUCGCAACGAUCAGCUCUCUCGUCGAAUGUGGACCAGGGAUGAGCACGAGCGCUUCUUACAAGCUCUUGGAGAGUAUGUGGCAAAGCAGCACAAGACAGGAGUCAAAGAUGAAACGGGGAAACUGCGGGCAGGGCUGGGAAGGGGGGCUGCCAAGAAGAUAGCAGCAGCUGUUGGAACUAGGAGCGAGGCGCAGAUUGAUGCGCCCGCCCUGGCGCCCGCCAUGGCGAGUGGUGGCGCUGGCGAUGCUGAACAUGUGCUGUCUGCCGAUGCCGACGAUGAUGACGAUGACGGCAAUGUCAACAAGCAUGAAGACUGCUGCAGCAAGACACCCGAAGCAGCUCCUUCAUGGGUUGCUGCACUGCCAAGCACCUUGAGGCUGGCAGGUGGAAGCGACCGUAUCAUCACAGAACGACCAAGUCUAUCUGAAGAAGAUGCUCGAUCCUCCUCCCUCCUCACCAUGCUGCGCAAGAUGAGCUCCCUUAAGCGCGAGUCCCAGCAGAUGUUCGCGUCGGACGACGAGUGGCUGCAGCGAUGGAUCAGCUCGUGCGAGGAGCUGUGGGAGACUCGUAGCGAGUCUCUCAAGCCCAAGACGUUGAAAGCGAGGUUUAAGGCCAUGAUGAAAGCAGAGGAGAUUCAGUCAAGGGACGAGGAAAUGAUCAGGACCAUGUCUGAUGUGAGCUGGGGGAAGCGACUGCUGCUGAAGCUGGAGGACGAGAUGAGGUCAAGGGCUCAAUGCAGGAGAGAGACAAGGAGAUUUCCAUCCCUGUCGGAAGCGUUGGAGCAUCAGGCGAGGGAAGGAGGAGAAGGAGCUGCUCAGGGAUCGCAUGCAGGAGGUCAAGUGCCACCAGGAGACCAGCCAGUCAUCUGGUAUGAGGCUGAGAAGACCCUGAUCCUCCCCCACGGCCUUAUCCAGGAGGGCAGCGGAGGAGCGCUACUAGUUGUCCCCUCUGCGGAGCUUCAUCUGCGGGGUCAAGGAGGAGAAGCUGGCGGAGGGAGACAAAUAGAGCAGGGAGCGACUGUGAUCAGCCGUCCUCUUGAUUUGUCUGACGGGUCUAGCGGGUCGCUCUUACAUGUUCAGCUGCAGUGGGGGAGCGAUGAUUCUCUCGAUGCGACUUUGAGCGUCGAAGGAGGAGAAUGGCGGGUGAUGAGAUGUAGCAUCAAGAGCUUCGAAGCUAUCGCGCUGGAGGUGAAAGGAGGAAACGUCUCCAUGUGCUCAAGUCAGAUCGGAGGACAGGAAGGCGUGAGCAUGCAAGCCAAUUGUGCUGUCUUCAUGUGCGGCGGGGAGCUGCGAUGCCUGCAGACGGAUGUCUCUUUCGUUGGAGCUCUGACAGUCCAAGAGCUGCAGCAGAGGAAGGAGACGAGCGAGGCGAAGGAGAGCGGGGAUGCUACAGCUAUGGCCGUAUCAAGAGGAGGGCUUGCAAUGUUCGCAGACUGCUCGUUCCAUCACAUCGCUGGAUCGGCGGCUGUGCUCUCGGACAGCGCGUUCCUCUCCCUCCUCUCAUGCAAGGUUCGCAUCCUAGACAAGGAAGCAGCCGUGACGGUUCUACGACGCAAGAACUCAGUGCAUCUCUGCGUACAGCGUAGCAUCCUCACUGUCAGUCGACUGGUGCAGGGCGGCGACUCUGCUCCUCUAGUUGUCAUCGACAAGGAGAACGACUUCAACUGGGUGUCAGACAUAAGUGAGGAGACGGUGAGAUCGAACGUUCACCACAACUUCAACUCCAAGACGUGCCAGUGGUGA
This is a messenger RNA of Guillardia theta CCMP2712, 2010 nucleotides long. RefSeq lists its product as hypothetical. Bases 1 to 2010 code for a protein of 669 amino acids. Lineage: Eukaryota; Cryptophyceae; Pyrenomonadales; Geminigeraceae. The record is from RefSeq and is a predicted model, not a curated record. The transcript has 11 exons.